Taeniopygia guttata (zebra finch) is the source of this 4637-nucleotide messenger RNA. RefSeq names its product solute carrier family 9 member A2 (gene SLC9A2). Gene Ontology annotation, cellular component: plasma membrane. The record is from RefSeq and is a predicted model, not a curated record. NCBI's taxonomy places the organism in Eukaryota, Metazoa, Chordata, Aves, Passeriformes, Estrildidae. Gene Ontology annotation, biological process: sodium ion import across plasma membrane; regulation of intracellular pH; proton transmembrane transport. Gene Ontology annotation, molecular function: potassium:proton antiporter activity; sodium:proton antiporter activity.
GGGGCCGGCGGGGCCGCGGCGGCGGCAGGUGCCCGCGGCGCGGGGAUGGUGGCGGCGGCCGGCGCGGGGCUGUAGGGCAGCGCAGCGGGGACGCCAUGGGCGGCCGCGGCCCCCCGCGCCCCGCCGCGCCUCUGCUGCCCGUGCCCCUGCCCGUGCCCGUGCCCGCGCUGCUGCCGCUGCUGGCGGCGCUGGCGGCCGGCGCGGCGGAGGCGCGGGCCACCUCGGAAGGGCAGCUGCCCGGCGCCGCGGCGAUGGGCACCGGCACCCCUCCGAGCCCCAGCGGCACCGCUUUCGAGGAGACGCGGCUCCACGUCUUCACCCUGGACUACCCCCACGUGCAAAUCCCCUUCGAGAUCACCCUCUGGAUCCUGCUGGCGUCCCUCGCCAAGAUCGGCUUUCAUCUCUAUCACAAGUUGCCCUCAAUAGUACCUGAAAGCUGUCUCCUUAUUCUGGUUGGAUUGCUUCUUGGUGGGAUUAUUUUUGGAGCAGAGGAGAAGUCCCCACCUGUAAUGAACAGUGAUGUGUUUUUCUUGUAUCUGUUACCACCUAUUGUACUCGACGCUGGAUAUUUUAUGCCAACUCGUCUGUUCUUUGAGAACUUUGGUACCAUAUUCUGGUAUGCUGUGGUGGGCACACUCUGGAAUGCCAUCGGCAUUGGAAUUUCCCUGUAUGGAAUUUGCCAGAUCAGUGCAUUUGGUUUGACUGACAUCACUUUGCUGCAGAAUUUGCUCUUUGGCAGCCUCAUUUCAGCUGUGGAUCCUGUGGCGGUGCUGGCUGUCUUUGAAAAUAUCCAUGUCAAUGAGCAGCUUUAUAUUCUGGUGUUUGGAGAGUCUUUGCUGAAUGAUGCUAUAACUGUGGUCCUGUACAAUUUGUUCAAGUCUUUCUGCCAGAUGCGCACAAUUAAGGUUAUUGACAUAUUCGCUGGGAUUGCUAACUUCUUUAUAGUGGGGAUCGGUGGAGUAUUGAUUGGAAUCCUUUUGGGAUUUGUAGCAGCCUUUACAACCCGUUUCACCCAUAAAAUCCGAGUGAUUGAGCCACUCUUUGUCUUCCUGUACAGUUACUUGUCAUACAUAACAGCCGAAAUGUUUCAUCUCUCGGGCAUCAUGGCGAUUACAGCUUGUGCCAUGACCAUGAAUAAAUAUGUGGAGGAAAAUGUUUCUCAGAAAUCCUACACAACGAUAAAAUAUUUCAUGAAGAUGCUGAGCAGUGUCAGUGAGACUUUAAUCUUCAUCUUCAUGGGUGUGUCUACAGUUGGGAAGAACCAUGAGUGGAACUGGGCCUUUGUAAGCUUCACCCUCCUCUUCUGUUUAAUCUGGAGGGCACUGGGUGUUUUUGUUCUGACUCAGAUCAUUAAUGUGUUCCGGACAAUACCUCUCACUUUUAAGGACCAAUUUAUUAUCGCCUAUGGAGGUCUCCGAGGAGCAAUUUGUUUUUCACUUGUAUUUCUGCUUCCUCCUGCUGUGUUUCCCAGGAAGAAAUUGUUCAUCACUGCUGUUAUCGUGGUGAUAUUCUUUACAGUUUUCAUUCAGGGAAUAACAAUUCGCCCACUGGUGGAGUUUCUUGACGUCAAAAGGUCAAAUAAAAAGCAGCCUGCUGUCGGUGAAGAGAUUUAUAACAGGUUCUUUGACCACGUGAAGACUGGAAUUGAAGAUGUGUGUGGACACUGGGGUCACAACUUUUGGAGAGAUAAGUUUAAAAAGUUUGACAAUAAAUACCUGCGAAGACUUCUAAUCCGUGAGAACCAGCCCAAAUCCAGCAUUGUUUCUUUAUACAAGAAGCUAGAGAUCAAGCAUGCCAUUGAGAUGGCAGAGAGUGGAAUGAUAAGCAAGGUCCCAUCAUCAGUGUCUCUCAGUGAUUAUCAUGAAGGAAAAAUAAAGCCCCUUUCUCCCACUGAAAUGGAAAAUAUGCGAGAAAUAUUAACAAAGAAUCUCUACCAAAUACGACACCGAACAAUGUCCUACAACCGACACAGCCUGGCUGCAGAUGCAAGUGAGAAGCAGGCCAAAGAAAUUCUGAUCCGUCGCCGGCACAGCCUUCGGGAGAGCCUGAGGAAAACAAACAGCCUGUCAAGGGAAAGACCGGCUGCAGCAAAUACAAAAAGAUUCCUUUCACUUCCUAAAAACACUAAACUCCCGGAGAAACUACGAGUGAGAAAUAAAACAUCUUCCAGAGUGGGUGACAGCAGUGACUCUGAGUUGGAUGCUGCUACCACAGUGCUCAAUCUAAGGCCCAGAGCAGGGAAAAUCUUGAGAGACCAGAGACUGAGACAACAGAGGCCACUACCUGAGUUUAGGGUGGAGUGGAAGAACGAAGUUGACGGGAGCCAGGACGGACGGGGAGAGCAGCAGGACCCAAGCACCUUGCCUCAGCCAUCCAUUGGGUUCAGGCAGCCACUGCUGACGAGACCAAGAUUUGGCACUUUGAGCAGGGAAGAUCUGACUGCAGACCACGGGUCAGCAAGACCUAUGCCACCACCACGGUUAGUUAGGCAGGCAUCGCAAGGGGACAGGCAGAGAAAUAAGCCUGAGAACCAGCUGUACUGAACAUAGCCAAAGGAGAACUAUUGAUAAUAAACCAUGGACAUAUUGAAUUAGGAUUCUAAAUGAUCUGAUCAGACUAUGGGAUCCAUUAAAAUAACAAAACAAGCCUCAAUCUGGGUCUAACCACUUCCAUUUAAGUCAAAUGGAAAUUAACUAAGUGAAAGGAAUACUGCAGCAAUUGCAAAAUUAAAGAUACAAUAUAUAUAUAUAUAUAUAUCUUUUACAAAUAACUUAUGGCAAUGCUUUAAUUUAAUUACAUUAUUUCCACUGUUAAAAUAGUAUGGAAAUGUGCCUUAUCACAUCAUCUCUCAUGGAACCAAGUCACGAAGGUUCAAUACACAAUUUUCCAUUGAAGUCAUUGUUGAAAGUCCAGUGAUGAAUAGAUUCUUAAAAAAUAUCCCCAAACUUGUGUAUCAUUUCAGAUUUUAUUUGUAAUCAAUAAUACUUGUUUUAACCAGAGCUUCAACAUGAAUACCACUGAAAAAUGCACAAUGCACCUAUCAUAUAGACUUCUAAAGAAGAAUAAAUAUAUUCCUGAAGCCUAGUUUGCUUAAAGACCUCUGAUGCAGAAGAAGAGGAAGAAGAGAAGAAAUAAGCUGUAGGAGAGUUGCAAAUAAGGCUUAUAAAAAGAACUUGCAACAAAGACCUGAAUAGCUUGAAUUCUUACUUUUUGAAUUUUUGGCAAUAUGUUACCUUUGAAAGGUACUAAGGAUCACCAAAGGAAAACUGAAUUACCUUGGCUUUCACUUAUGUCAGCAAGAACUGAGAGCACUUAACAGGACACCAGAAGGCCUAAAACCAGAAAACUUCAAGUGGAUAAAUCAUGUUUUGAAUCAAAAUUGCUUUUUUGCACCUUAGUUAUUUGGUUGCAAUGUAAUGCAAACAAAGCAGUAGAAUAGUUGUAGAGCACUGCACGUAGACAAAGCGAGCAGUCUCCUGUUUGAGUCAGGGACCACUGAGGCUCAAGAAAACUCAUGCUUGUGACCCUGGUUAAUUUGUUUUACUUUUUGUUUCCUCAUCUGUAAGAGGGGAAAGGUAAUCUUUUCUUUGUCUGAGCUAUGCACUCCAAGGAACAAAAAUGUUCCAUCUAAUUUGUUUUUACAGAAAAGUAGCACAGUUGGGCCCUGGAAUCAGAUGAAGUCACUGUGCACCUUAAUAACAUAGACUUCUAGAUCCUAGAAUCAAUGGCUACCAUUUGAGGGCAUAUGGGAAGCAUUAAAAUAAAUUAUACUUAACUGUAGCUCUCAGGAAUUUGCACUUUCUGUCCCACUUAAUCUAAGUACUGAGCUUGCUUUAGCACAGAUACACAUUUCAGUACAAUGCAGAAAUAAUUUUCUUUCUACUUGUUACAAAAUUGAUAACUUUCAUUGAAGAAUGUACACUGUGAAAUCAUAACUUUUUUCUUUCAUUAGCACAUUUCUAAAUCUGUGGGCAAUAAGAUUAAUUUUUUUAUUUAAGCUUGUUUUGAAAGAACUAUUAAAAAUCACAUUUUCCUUUAAAACCACAAAGUAGAUUUCUUUCAAAUGUUCAUGGGUGGGGGUUGAUAAAUGGGGAUGUAAGACUUUCCUUCUGACAGCAUUUCCAAAAUACUUAUUUCAUGUAUGUAUUUGAAAUAUCAAACCUUCCCAAACUCUUUCCUUAGGUCAUUUAGUCUUUUCCCUCUGUUCAAACUAUGGAAAAUUCUGCUGUGUGGCAAAUACAAAGCUGCAGAGGAAUGGCUCUGUGAACCCUAUAAUCCUCAGUCAAAUGUUCAUGGCUAUUCUCAACAAAUGAUUAUUGUGAAAUCAAUACUUAGCUGUCCUCUAAUGAUCAUCUCCUGUUUGGAAAUAAACUUGGGUUCAAGCAAAGCCAGCAAGUUUUAAAAACAAAUUUAAAUUUAUCUUUCAACAGGAAAGUACUUUAAUCUGUAAAAUUGUCAGGGAAUGCUAUGUCACUGCAUUAUUUGGAUCAUGUUUGAAUAGGAAAAAAAGCCUUGAUUUUUGAUUUCAGUUUUGAGACAACAUCCUCCUUACAGAUCAGAUUGUAUAAAUUAUCUGUUUUAUAUCAGGCCAAUCUGAAAACUGACCAAAUCAAUAAAUGUGAAAUGUUGCACAUCAA